AUGCAGUCCUCAUCAUUCAAUUUUCACGCUCUAGCUGGCCUAGGGCCCCGCAGAUUCUCGCUACCAGACAUUACGAGGCGCGCUCCGAGGCGGCCUGAGCAGAGUCGCUCAGAUCUGACUGGUUAUGAUGCCGACUCCGAGGCAGAAAACCAGCCACGCAACCGCAAACCCUCGACACGCUCACUACCUCCCUCACUUCAUGACAUUGCGAUGUCCGCGCGCGCCGCAGACCAGAUGGCCAUUCAUGUCGACUUUGCCCUCGCCCUCACGAGGUCUACAGGACGCAGAGCCCGUACAGCACCACACACACCAAGGAAUAUGCCGCCCACAAGGUCGCGAGCUCCUGCACGGCACUCCCAGGAGAACCUCAUCCAACCCCUAAGCGGUCUCGGCCUUGGCCUGCCCACUACACACCACAUUCACGCCGACCGCUCAGCUGUGGCUGAACCCGAUAGCACCACGUCGCAGCUCAGCGACCCAGAACAGCCGCUUCGUGCCUACCCCCUACUGCCACCCGGUCUGUCGAACACGGACUUUCCGCAUGGCACACAAUCCCCUCACCACUUAUAUCCGGAUACUUCCUCGUCGUCAUCGAAUUCGGAGACCGAUAACGAUCUAGAGGAUUAUUCGGACAUUAUUAUUGACAUCGUCCGUCCGACGCCCCUCUCGUCACAUUCUAGCGCCUCAGAGUACCCCUUUUACGGUGACAUGUCGCCACCGGGAGCACCGCGUCUGGAGAGCAUAUGUCGCUUCGAGACCGAACCUCUGUACCAUUAA
Postia placenta MAD-698-R-SB12 is the source of this 777-nucleotide messenger RNA. RefSeq lists its product as hypothetical. Bases 1 to 777 code for a protein of 258 amino acids. Lineage: Eukaryota; Fungi; Basidiomycota; Agaricomycetes; Polyporales; Adustoporiaceae. The record is from RefSeq and is a predicted model, not a curated record. The transcript has a single exon.